AUGACAGCAGUGACGGACUACAAGUCAAGGACGUCACAAGAUGCAAAAUUACCAUCAUCUUCUGCAGACCAGUCAGCCAAGCCAACAGGAGACGACGUAAAACAAUUACUGACCGAUGUAUACCACGGGUACGACAAACGCGUUCGACCUAUGAAGAACCAGGGCUCCCAGUUGGAGACUACACUUGAGUUUCAUUUGCAUUCAAUAAAUGAAGUAAAUGUACGGUCUCAGAAAAUGGUCGUGUCUGGCUGGUUUGGGGUUAUUUGGAACGAUGAAUACCUCGUAUGGGAUAGUACUGGUCACGGAGGCGUUUUUGAAGUUUCCUUAGAUAGCAAGACAAUCUGGUUGCCAACAAUUGCACUGACAAAUGCAUACGAAGGGAUCUCUAGGCUGGACCUGAUUGAAACCAAAGCCAUUGUGAAUGAGGAAGGGUAUGUGUAUUGGUAUCCCGGAGGUGGAUUUGCCGUGACUUGUGAAAUCCACAUCAAAUACUAUCCAUUCGACAUCCAGAAUUGUAAGAUGUCCAUUGAGAUAUGGGAUUUGGGUAUUAACGAAGUCGUCCUAAAACCAAAGAAUAGCACGGUGAAUCUUGGAGAGUAUAACGAAAAUGGUGAAUGGGAUCUGGUUGCCACCAAAUAUGUUCAGUCAUCAACACCAAGUAGAACCAGCAGAUUAACUAUCUAUUUAACGUUGUCGAGGCGCCCAAAGUUUGUAAUAUACAUUACAAUUGUACCAGUGGUGAUGUUGGGAUUGUUAAAUAUCUGUGUUUUUCUCAUUCCACUGUCUUCCGGAGAAAAGAACUCCUACUGUGUGACUAUUUUCUUGUCCUACACAGUUUUUCUAGGGACAAUAAGCUCGGAAUUACCGCACACUUCCUUGGAAACGCCCUACUUGACAAUUUAUCUCAUAUGUCUUUUGGCGCAAAGUGUUUUAAUCCUUAUAAUAACCGUCAUUCAAGUGAGACUCUAUCUUGAUCACGGAGAUUUUGUCAUAUCUAACUGUCUCUUAAACAUUUCAUUGUGUUUUCACAAAAAAGACAAAAGAAAAACGCAUCCUGUUAAAGACGACAUGUCCAAUGCGGAGGCCUACGACUCCGAUAUCAUAUCUACUACGACAGACAUGGAAAUCUGUACUAAAAGUAGAGAAAAGCGUAAAAACAUUUGUACCAAAUUUUCGGUGUUCAAUGCAGCUGUUCUUGGGAAGAAGAUGAAAAUGCCUCAGCCAAUCAAAGGCAAGGGCUGCUAUAUUGAAUUUCUGAGCAGGCGUAAAAAGUAA
Mizuhopecten yessoensis (Yesso scallop) is the source of this 1275-nucleotide messenger RNA. RefSeq names its product acetylcholine receptor subunit beta-type unc-29-like. Bases 1 to 1275 code for a protein of 424 amino acids. The record is from RefSeq and is a predicted model, not a curated record. Gene Ontology annotation, molecular function: extracellular ligand-gated monoatomic ion channel activity; transmembrane signaling receptor activity; neurotransmitter receptor activity. Gene Ontology annotation, cellular component: membrane; synapse; neuron projection. The transcript has 4 exons. Gene Ontology annotation, biological process: nervous system process; monoatomic ion transmembrane transport; regulation of membrane potential. Lineage: Eukaryota; Metazoa; Mollusca; Bivalvia; Pectinida; Pectinidae.